AUGGCAGAGCGUGUUGAAAGCGAUGACUCGAGCAUGAGUAUCUUCCUGGAUGAUAUCGAAGGCAUGGACGACACCUGCAUCUUCGACGACAUCAUUCCAGAAGAGGAAGAGAAUUGCCUUGAGGAUCCCGGUGAGCAACGAAAGUUCAAGUUGGCGACGAAGGAAACUCGGAAUGUGUUGAUCCUUAGGAUCGCAGUUUCUUUUGUUCUGCUGUGUGGAGCUCUCGGGAUAUCCUUGACCGUAUUUAGAUACAGCAGAGAGAACGAAAAGCAAGCUUUUGAGCAAGCUUUCGCGGACAGCAGUCGCAAGCUUGUCGACCACUUCCUUUUGAAUGCCAAACGUCGCGUUGAUGCAAUCAACAAUCUUGCAACGGCCAUAACAUCGCACGCACUGUCUUCCCCAGACAGAUGGCCAUUUGUAACCAUUCCAAACUGGGAGAGACGAGUAACCGGUGUCUUGGACCAAGCGCAGAUUAUUUCACUCACUCUAAUGCCAAUUGUCACAAACGAGACGCGUCCCAUGUGGGAAACAUAUUCAGUCUACAAGCAAGAGUGGUUCUUAGAAAGCAUGACAGUUCGCCGAGAAGAGCAAGUGGCACUGAAGGGCGAGGACACUGUGGCAAGAGACGAAGCAGAGAGCUUGACAGCAUUGGAAGCUGUUGGAGAUGGAUUGGACAAGACCUUCCGUAUCAAUCCAUCCAUUUAUCGAAUAGAUGGAUUGAACGCAGCACCGGAGACUACAGAUGGCCCUUAUCUUCCAGUAUGGCAGUUUGCGCCAAGUAUUCCUAUAUCCGACGUUGUGAACUUCAACACACUCUCUCACCCUUCCUACGCGUUGGAGGCGGCCAGCUGCAUGGCACAUCAGACUACUGUGAUUGGGAGAGCUUUUGACUUCUCAAAUGAGACCAACCCUGAAGUUGCGGGUAGAAAGGCAUUCUUGAAUCUCUUUCUCAACCGUUGGAGGAAUGGUGGCAACGACUAUGAGGAUGGUCCAGUCAGCGACCUGUAUUUGCCCAUCUUCAACGACUUUUCGAAGGACAAGACCAUUGUCGGGGUUCUACUUGCUAAUGUCUACUGGCAGAUCUACUUCUCCGACGUGCUUGCUGAGAAUGCUCAUGGUGUCGUAGCAGUUCUCGAGAAUCAAUGCUUGGGACCCCCCUCGCAAUCCUUCACUUACAUCAUCCAUGGGGAAAAGGCUCGCUAUGUUGGAGCAGGCGACCUGCAUGACGUACAAUACGAUUACCUCGAAGCAGAAACAGGGUUUGGAGCCUUUCUGCCGGGAGAAGGCCGAGAAGGAAUUGACUACAAUUGUAUCUACAACGUCAGGGUCUAUCCGUCUAACGAAAUGCAACGGGGUUUCUUCACGAACACUCCUUACGUCUUUGCUGGAUCUGUACUGGUCGUGUUCGUCUUCACAUCUCUGAUCUUCCUGACGUAUGAUCGAUGUGUUCAGAGACGGCAAAGGGUUUUGAAGAAGACUGCAGAAGAUUCAAACGAAGUGCUCGCAUCUUUCUUCCCUCCAAUCGUCAGGGAACGUUUGUUUGGACCGCAGACGUCGGCAACCCUGUCUGACAGCUCAACCACUCGUAGAUCUAGCAGCACGGCAAUGUCCAAGAGCCUCACUCGAAGAUCCAGCACGUCUUUCAGCGUCUCCAACAAACAUACCAAACGUCGUCAAUCCAGCAUGCCCGAACUCUCACCAAGCUAUGACCUGGAAGAGGUGGUAGUCGACGACUCUCUACCAAUCGCAGACCUCUACGAGAAUUGCACCGUCUUCUUUGCGGAUAUCGCGGGAUUCACGGCCUGGAGUUCCAAGCGACAACCAGGUGAAGUUUUCAAGCUUCUGGAGACUUUGUACGGGUCUUUCGACAGGGCGGCCAAGCGCAUGGGAGUUUUCAAAGUCGAAACAAUAGGCGACUGCUAUCUCUGUGUUACUGGCCUCCCAUCGCCCCAGGUGCUGCACGCGGUUAUCAUGUCAAGGUUCUCCGCCCGGUGUCUAGUUGAAAUGACACAGGUAUGCAACAAGUUGGUGGCUUUGCUAGGGGAAGAAACUGCGACGCUGGGAUUGAGAAUCGGUCUUCACAGCGGCCCGGUUACAGCAGGCGUGCUGAGGAACGACAAGUCGAGAUAUCAACUUUUUGGGGAUACUGUCAACACUGCAGCACGGAUGGAAAGCAACGGCCAAAAGGGUCGCAUCCAGAUUUCUCAGCAAACUGCAGACCUUCUCAGAGAAGCUGGCAAGGGUGAUUGGGCGCGGCCUCGGAAAGGCCAGAUAGAAGCAAAAGGACAAGACUUGGAGAUUCUCCUCCCCUUCCUCCUCCUAUCAAUCCAAGUCGGCGAUGCUCCAUGUAACUCCUUUCACAUACGAUCAUCUAAUGACAUACAGCUUGAAUACACCAUAUGA
Seminavis robusta is the source of this 2403-nucleotide messenger RNA. Lineage: Eukaryota; Bacillariophyta; Bacillariophyceae; Naviculales; Naviculaceae. The record is from the annotation of a GenBank genome assembly.